Messenger RNA from Monomorium pharaonis (pharaoh ant), 3590 nucleotides. RefSeq names its product exportin-6-B (gene ebo). Gene Ontology annotation, biological process: protein export from nucleus. The record is from RefSeq and is a predicted model, not a curated record. Lineage: Eukaryota; Metazoa; Arthropoda; Insecta; Hymenoptera; Formicidae. Gene Ontology annotation, molecular function: small GTPase binding; nuclear export signal receptor activity. The coding region runs from base 233 to 3331 and encodes 1032 amino acids. The transcript is spliced from 16 exons.
CGGGGACGGGGUGAUUCGAGUUCCUGUUGCGCGAUCGACAGACUGCACCCUCGUCAUCGUGAAAUGCGCUCUGCGCACGCGGCUGCGCACUACCAAACGUCACGCACUCGCGUUCAGACUUCAACGUUCAGCGGCUCCGGUCCGGUCCCAGACUCCGAAAUGAUUGAAAAUGACGUCUGACAAGUGAAGAUCUAACCUCUCCCUCGUUUUAUACACUGCAACGGUAGUUACCAUGGACGACGAUGCGGCCGCGUUGCAGAAUUUGGAACAACUCAUGACAGAGUUCUUCUGCCCGGAGACGACAAAUGAGAGAAAACGCACAAUUGAGCGUAGCUUCCAGGAGUUUGCCGGGCAGAUCGAUUCCUGGAAACCGUGUCUGCACUUCCUGUCCUCCACGAGCAAUCAUUACGUUAGCAUGUUUGCUCUGUCUACUCUGGAGACAACCAUCAGCAGACGAUGGCCCAUUCUUCCAUGGGAAGACAGAGCUCUUACGAGAUCCACUUUAUACACUCUGUCGCUGGAGAGAGACGUCGCGUCCUUUGUAAGGAAUAAAGUAGUGAAAUUGGUAGUGGACAUAGCGAGACACGACUGGCCACAUUUCUAUCCAGAUUUUUAUUCUAAUAUUUUACAGCUAUUGGGCCACAAACACACAAGACUGCUGGGACUCGUGUAUCUGAGGACAGCCUCGGAGGAACUGGCGACGCCAAGGGAGGACUUACCGAUGCACAGGAAAAGCGAGCUGUUUAGACUGUUGAGUGCACAAGUACCUCUGACUUUGGAUGCGCUUACAGUUCUUCUGAAAGAAACCAUGAAAUUGCAAAGUCGUUCUGGGACUGUAACGCCACCUCCGUCACCCACUAGUGGACAGAGUCUCGCUCCUGCACGGACAGUCCUGGAUGUCGAAGGACUAGCAACCGGCACCAGCGAGGUUUGCACGGCUACGCUUGAAGUUCUAGCGCAUCUGUUUAGCUGGAUAGACGUGUCGGGCAGCGUCUCCACCAAUUUGUUAGAUGCCAUAUUUUCAUGUGCCAAGUAUCACGAUGCUAUGAAUGGCAAACAGAUUGAGAUGGCCGUUCAAGCUUUGACUACGAUCAAUGAGCUUUUGUACAGACCGCUCUGCUCGCCCGACGCGACCGACACGUUGUUACUAGAGAUAUUUCAGAAUGGCGUUGGUUUGUUCCAGUUAAUGGAACGGUUGGAUUCGGUGGAGGAAAGUUAUAUGGAGAAAAUGACGGAAUUUUUGCAAUUAUUUAUAACGAACCAUAUGAAGAGGAUGGAGUCGAGCUCAAAGUUUCCAGUAAAUACAUUACUGGAAGUAUUGUGCCAUCAUACAUUCCAACAAGCGUCUACUGUGAACGGAUACUUACGUUGCCUAGACGUUUGGACCACUCUUUUGGAGAGCACUCAGUCACGAUACUCUGCCGUCGCUUUAGCCCUCGCCGAACGGAUCUUACAAAAAAUGAGCUUUAAACUCAACGCUCGAGUACUGAGAGAUCUCGACACAGAAAGCUUGGACGAAAAUGAAGAAACGGAGUGGCAACAUUUUCUAAGAUGCAAUAUAGAAUGUCUGGCAAAGAUUGCUGACAUCUCACCUAUUCCGAUAUUUACGUUAUUGUACCGUUCGUGGAGAGAGGGAUUAAUCGUUUUCGGUGAAUUGGGCGCGGCAGUCGCCAAUGGUCGUGUUAUUUUAUUAAAUGAUGCAGAGGCGUCGAAUGUGCAUGCACAUCUGAGAGAUCUCGCGUCGACUACGCAAGCUUUAACCAGGCUAUAUUCUCUUUUCAUCGGAGAUCAAACAAACAUCGAUCAAGGCUUGGCCGAAGAAGUUGUAUCACAAACUUUGGAAGCGUGUAUGUUUGCGAGAGAUAAUCAGUUGUAUAAAGCGGCGAUUCAACCAGCCGCUAUAGUAAUAGAUCUUAUAGAAGUGCAUUCACACCUUUUGGCUUCUCUUCAAGCAUGGUGUCAUUGGAUAGCCAGAAGACCAGAGAAGGUUAAAGAAACGCUCUGCGAGCGUUGCAUCAAUUCAUGUAUUUGGGCAACGACGUAUACCGCGUCCUGCGACCAUCCACUUCCUUCAAAUCUCAUCCACUCUGCCAUUCAUCUUUUCCAAAGUAUCACCGCCAUUUUGAAACCCAUUUUGUGGGACCAACCAACUUUUAGAAAUCUCAUUUCUAUGGGCACGUAUCCGUAUUUGAAAUCAGAUACGAUCAAAGUUCUACGUAGGGCAUUGAUCAAUGGAAUUAUAUUACCACCGGGUGACGCAGUCACGAGACAAAGAUUGUUAGGUACUAUGAUAUUAGCUCUGUCAGCACCUCUCGGUAUACAAGGACAGCCAGUGCCUUCAGAAUCAACAAUUUCAAUUACGAUAAUGCCACUGACUCAACUACUAGAAGAUUGUACAUCAUCAUCUACAACUAUAAAGAAGAUGUUACACUCGUGUCUAGAAUCAAUCAUAAACAGGACCUUAGAAUUAUUGUCUUAUGUGAUAAGGUGCCAGAGUAUAUGCGAGUUGUUACUUAGCUUCCUACACUCGACAUUUUCAGUAUUACAGCAACAACUUGGUCCUGAAUUUAUGCAAAACGCGGUUCAAGGCAUGCUACAACUUUAUACCAGGGAAAAUAUCUCUGCUGGCCCUGCGUUAGAUCAGUUAUUAGAAAUUUUGAUACUCGUCGUGUCAGCGCCCAGUAAUGCAUUUAAGGCAUUUGUUCCUUCGGUAACGAAUCUAUGUUUGGGUCAAGUAUGGCCUGCUGUUGGAAGCAACCUAAAUGCUUACCCGGAUACGACAUUAGUUUUAUUGAAGCUCUUUCAUAGUAUUCUUAUGCAUCGGUGGCAGUAUUUUUAUAAUACCUCAGUAUUGCGAACCCUUGGACAUCCCGAAGAAGAUGAACCUGUUGAACACAAAGAGGAAUUAGUAGCAAUUUUGGAGGCUUUUGGUCAAGCUCUGUUGCAGUCAGAUGUUAAUAUAUUUCGACAGAGUUUGCAAAGCCUCGAACAAUUAAAUAUCAGAUGGCGACUUUAUCAACGGGCAGUAUUCAAAGUUCAUCUUCUCGAGAGAUUUCUAAUGGCAUUGUUCACAGUUUUAUUUCAACAGUCCCAUAAUUUAUUGGCAGAUGAGAUAGCUACGGCUAUUCAUAGUCUAGCAUCUGUUAAUAUAGGAUGGUUCUUUGGCCACUUUUUGCCAACGUUUUUGGCAACUUGUGAAGGUGUAGACGAUAUGCAAAGGGCCACCUUGCUAGGAAACUUUGACAAAUCUACAGAUCAGCCAACUUUGACCAGAUCAGUACUCCAGCUCAUUUCAGAUUUAAGAUGUUACCAGUUGUGUCGACCGGGUUGAAGCAAAAGUUGCAAUUUGAAAGGGAAUUCGCAAUGAAAUUAUUCCAUAAGACUUCUACAAUGGCAUUUACAUGAAAUCGACAUUUCCAUCGAAUUUCUUCUACGAGUGCCUCUAAAUACAAAUACAAGAUACAUUAACUGUAAUGGAAGGAAAAAAGACAAACCUUUUGUAUAAACAUUUACCAUUCUGUGUACCACUGCCACCAUCUUUUUGUGAUGUUGUAAAUGUUAUUACUGAAUAAAACGCGUCUUUUUAUAUA